Manis javanica (Malayan pangolin) is the source of this 1219-nucleotide messenger RNA. RefSeq names its product tRNA selenocysteine 1 associated protein 1 (gene TRNAU1AP). Gene Ontology annotation, biological process: selenocysteine incorporation. Gene Ontology annotation, cellular component: nucleus. NCBI's taxonomy places the organism in Eukaryota, Metazoa, Chordata, Mammalia, Pholidota, Manidae. The record is from RefSeq and is a predicted model, not a curated record. Gene Ontology annotation, molecular function: tRNA binding.
GGGGAAAAAAAAAACAAACCAAAAACAAACAAUGAUCUUCCACUUGAUCAAGAAAAGAGCCAAACAGCCUUUCUCCCAGAAGCACAAAGCAUUCUACCCUUUGGACAUUGCCGUUAAUCCUACACAUCCAACCUGCCUCACCUGUAGCCAAAGGCCUAAAAUCUGGAAAGCCACGCCCGCAGGGCAGGACAUGCAGGGAGAGGCUGGAACCCUAUAUGGACGAGAACUUCAUCUCCAGAGCCUUUGCCACCAUGGGCGAGACCGUGAUGAGUGUCAAAAUUAUCCGAAACCGCCUCACUGGGAUCCCAGCUGGCUACUGUUUUGUAGAAUUCGCAGAUUUGGCCACAGCCGAGAAGUGUUUGCAUAAAAUUAACGGGAAACCCCUUCCAGGAGCCACACCUGCAAAACGUUUUAAACUGAACUAUGCCACUUAUGGGAAACAACCAGAUAACAGCCCUGAGUACUCCCUCUUUGUGGGGGACCUGACCCCAGAUGUGGAUGAUGGCAUGCUGUAUGAAUUCUUCGUCAAAGUCUACCCCUCCUGUCGGGGAGGCAAGGUGGUUUUGGACCAGACAGGCGUGUCUAAGGGCUAUGGUUUUGUGAAAUUCACAGAUGAACUGGAACAGAAGCGAGCCCUGACAGAGUGCCAGGGAGCAGUAGGACUGGGGUCUAAACCCGUGCGGCUGAGCGUGGCAAUCCCUAAAGCGAGUCGUGUGAAGCCAGUGGAAUACAGUCAGAUGUACAGUUAUAGCUACAACCAGUAUUACCAGCAGUACCAGAACUACUAUGCCCAGUGGGGCUAUGACCAGAACACAGGCAGUUACAGCUACAGUUACCCCCAGUACGGCUAUACGCAGAGCACCAUGCAGACGUAUGAAGAAGUUGGAGAUGAUGCACUGGAAGACCCCAUGCCACAGCUGGACGUGACUGAAGCCAACAAGGAGUUCAUGGAGCAGAGUGAGGAGCUGUACGAUGCACUGAUGGACUGUCACUGGCAGCCUCUUGACACAGUGUCUUCGGAGAUCCCUGCCAUGAUGUAGCCAGGACAAAGGACAAGCAAGAAUGGAUUAUGCAAGAGAAAUAAGAAACUCCUUUAAAAAAAUCCAAUCACCUUUCUGGAAAUGUUUUAUAAGAUUUUUAAUAGUUGUUUUCCAACACUGCUGCCUUUAUUUGACAAUGAGCCAUUUGACUUUGAAAACCAAGGGACAGCUGUUGAAAA